Molecule: messenger RNA, 1887 nt
Organism: Drosophila serrata
Lineage: Eukaryota; Metazoa; Arthropoda; Insecta; Diptera; Drosophilidae
Product: calmodulin-lysine N-methyltransferase
Cellular component (GO): cytoplasm
Molecular function (GO): calmodulin-lysine N-methyltransferase activity
Source: RefSeq, a predicted model, not a curated record
UACGCAACGUUGGCCGGGCGGAUAAGAAGCAAAAACUCAGCAGCCGCGGCAUUUGUUUAACUAAUUUGUUGUUGCUCUCGACGCGUGUGCUGCGGGCAAAGAUUGUGCGUGGUUUGAAAAAUUAUCAAAAAAGAAAAAUCAUCAAAGGGAAAUUUUUGUGAAAUGCCAAGCAUUUCGUGAAUGAGAAAAGUUACACUGAAAUGAUUAAAUGUGCGUUAAAUGCUGUGUAUUGAACACAUUUAUCAACAGUGAAAUCGAGAAGAAACAUAUCCCAAAACACUGCUGCGAUUUAAUUGCCUCGCCAACAACAUUUUUGACUGGGCGAAAAAUGGAAAACUGAAAGCAGGGAACUCGAAACCGAUAACGGGAAACCCAAAAACAAAGUCGGCCUGAAGUAAAAUGUCAGCUGUGUUAGUGCAAAAAGCGUCGCCCGAAUCUCAACUCAACAAUUUGGAGGAGCAAUCACCGGAAGUGGACGUGGCACAGUUGGCAACCAUAUCGCUGCUGCUGCAAUACGAUAUCGACAACACGCUGAAUGCUCUCAAGGAGCACCAGAAGAUGACCCUCGACGCUCGCCUGGGCAUGCCCGAAAUGCCCAUAGUCCUUAAUAACAACCAGGACGCCGCUGCCGCCAAAAAGGAUAAAGACAUCAACCGGAAUAUGCCCGGUAGUCCCAGUACCGAACUGGAGGAGGUGGAGCAGAUGGCACUGGACGGCAAGGUGGCAUCGAAUCCCUUUAUGCCACCCACUCCGCCGGCCACGCCCAACCUGCAGAAUACCGCCCAAAAGCGCUGGAAGAUCCUGGCCAAGGUGCUGCGCAAGGAUUCCGAGGAGACGGUUUCAUCUUCGAGCGAUGAGUUCGCCGAAGAGCAAACUGCCUCUGUGCGCCGCUUCAAGAGCUUCGAUCUGCUGCGCCAGGACAGCUUCGAGGAUCAUGUGAGCCUCAAGUGCUUGGGAAAGACAGAGAACUGGUACAAAUACCGCAUGGCGUUGGAGAACGACAUGGAGUACUCAGUGAACAUCCAUCAUAUGGAACGCCAGCUGACGGCCAGCGAUCUGAUGGGCUUCAAUAACACCGGCAACAUUUGCGUGUGGCCCUCGGAGGAGGCUCUGACCGCUUUGGUCCUUUCUGAGGUGUCAUCGUACCGCGGCAAAUGGAUCCUGGAGCUGGGUGGAGGAUUCACCUCACUCGCGGGUCUGAUGCUGGCCAAGUACGCCACUCCAUAUGCCGUCCACCUGACCGAUGGCAAUGAGAUCUCGGUGGAGAAUGUCCGCAAGACCGUCUGCCUCAACGAACUGAGUUGCUACACCAAGUGCUCGGUGCUCAAGUGGCAGGAGAAGGGUGCCCGUUCCCAGGCGGAGCAGGGCAAAUUCGACUCCAUUCUCUGUGCCGACUGCCUGUUCUUUGAUGAGGCCCGCUCGGCGCUGGUGGACACCAUCUGGUAUUACCUGGCACCUCAAGGAUCUGCCCUGAUAAUGGCCCCACGACGGGGACGCACUCUGAGCGUGUUCCAGGACGAGUGCGUGGCCAGGGGAUUUCGUGUGGAGUUGGCCACGAGGUACAAUGAGACCAUCUGGCAGCGGCAUCUCCAGCUGAAGGCGGACUCCGCCCUCUACGACGAGGACCUGCACUAUCCGCUGCUCCUGCGGCUGUGCAAAGAGCACAGCUAGGAGAAGCUGGCACUAGGUGCAAUUACAUUUUAAAUUUUAGUCAAUGUUUUAGUUGAUAGCAAGCAAAUUCCAGUUUACACCUUAAACAAAAGCGAGGCCAACGGCUGGCCUCGGCGAACAAAAAGAAAUUCCUCCCACACCGAAAAACGGAAAUGUAGCAAAUCAAAUUCAUUAGGCUGGUGCUAAAAUUAACGUGAAAUGUACAAAGCCAACACA